Cajanus cajan (pigeon pea) is the source of this 1062-nucleotide messenger RNA. The record is from RefSeq and is a predicted model, not a curated record. NCBI's taxonomy places the organism in Eukaryota, Viridiplantae, Streptophyta, Magnoliopsida, Fabales, Fabaceae.
AUGAGAAAAAUAAAAAAGAGUGAAAAUGAUGGAAGGAAAAAUGGAGUUGUGAGGGAGGAGAGUAAGAAAAAAGGGAAAGAAGUUGUUAGGCCUCCUCUUGUGAAGAAUUUACCUUAUCCACAUGCUCCAUCAAAGAAAGAUAAGGAACGACAGUUUGCAAGGUUCCUUGAUAUAAUCAAGAGACUACAGAUCAACAUGCCCUUUUUAGAGGCCCUAGAACAGAUGCCAUCUUAUGCAAGAUUCAUGAAGGACCUUCUGACAAAGAAGAGAAAAUUGAGUGAGGAUGAAACAGUGGAUUUAGAGGAAGGUUGCAGUGCUAUAAUUCAAAGCAAUCUGAUUCCCUUAUCUAUGUUACAGAGGAUAGGUGAUGUGGAGGUGAAACCUACUAGGAUGACUCUGCAGCUGGCUGAUAGAUCUAUUAAGUAUCCUCAUGGUAUUGUUGAAGAUCUCUUGGUUAAGGUUGAUAAAUUUUUCUUUCCAGUUGAUUUUGUUGUUAUGGACAUGGAAGAGGAUUCUGAGGUUCCUCUCAUUCUGGGUCGGCCAUUCAUGAAGACAACUAAGGUCAUUAUAGAUGUUGAUGAUGGCAAACUCAAGGUCAGGGUGCAUGGUGAUGAGGUGAAUUUUAAUAUUUUUGAAGCUGUGAAACACCCAAAUGACAAGAAAGAUUGUUUUAGAGUGGAUGUGAUGGAUGAAGUGUGUUUGGAAGCUGAAAGAAAAUUUUCAUCAGCCACACCAGUAGAGAGGGCAUUAAAUUUUGAUAUGAAAGCUGUAGGUGAAAAGAGGAAGCUGCAACUUCAUGAACUUGAAGAAAUGCAUUUGCAGGCUUAUGAAUCCUCAAAAAUUUACAAGAGUAAGAUGAAGUCCUACCAUGACAAGAAAAUUGUGCAUAGAAACUUUCAACCAGGCCAACAAGUAUUGUUAUUCAAUUCUAGGUUGAGAUUAUUCCCUGGAAAGCUCAAGUCCAAAUGGUCAGGUCCCUUUUUGAUCAAAUCAGUCAAGCCUUAUGGGGCAGUGGAGUUGGAAGAGCCUAAUUCUGGAAGAUCCUGGAUGGUGAUUGGAUAA